GAAAUGAAUUAUGGGUCGGAUAUCUUGUCUAGUUUUGGGGCAAAAGCCCAUUUCUUUUUCAUUGCCCAACUCCAAGUCUCAACAUGUUCGUCCUUUCGAAACCCACCAAACACGCGACCCAGAUUUUGGGUCCCGCAGCUCAACCACUGCAGCUCUCAGGCGAGCUCCAAUGUCUGCUGACCUCCGUCGCUUGCACCCUUCUCUCAAGGUACACUAUCACUCCUUCAACUCCCCCCGAACCUUAAUUACAAGCCUUCAAGGCUUCGAUUAUUUUACCCAGUUUUUGCCAUUUGCUAAUAACUCCACUUCCAAAUCCUUGUGCUCUGUAAACUCCAAUGAAAGGCGCAUAGUUACAGUCGGGUUGUCACGGAUAGUAAAGAACCAACAUGGUUAUGCUUUGAAGGGCUUUUCCAGACGGUUUUGCCCAUUAUUUCUUGUAAAAGUUAUGAAACUAUUAGGUUCUAGGGAAACUGCAUUUGGGUUUUUCAAAUUAGCCUUUAGAGAUGAUAGUGAAGGAAUUGUGAGGAAUUGUUGUAUUGCUGCACAUUUUUUGGCAGGGGAUAAUUUGCGGUUUCUAGCUCAGGAUGUGCUUUCGUGUGUCAUUGCGCGAAUCGGGCCAAAUAGGAGUAGAGAUUUGGUGGGGUUUAUGUGGGCAGGUCAUUGUCAGUUUGAGUCGGAUUUUUCGGUUCUUGAUACUCUUAUGAGAGGUUUCUUGAAUGCUGAAAUGGGUUCGGAGGCAUUGGAGGUUGUUAGUAGGAUGAGGGAGGUGGGGUUGAAGCCGAGUUUGUCAGCAAUUGCAAUUCUUUUCAGGUUGUUGAUUAGAGUUGGUGAUUAUGGUAGCGUGUGGAAGGUUUUUAGGGAUAUGCUUCGGAAGGGGCCUCAACCUUGUAAUUAUACUUUUAAUGCGAUGAUUCUUGGGUUUUGUAGAAAAGGGUUGCUUAGGGUGGGAGAGAGUUUGUUGCAUGUGAUGUGGAAAUUUCAGUGUGAUCCGGAUGUUAUUACAUAUAACAUUGUGAUCAAUGCAAAUUGUGUGAGGGGACAAACAGAUGAUGCACUUCAUUGGGUGCAUUUGAUGAUUGCAAGGGCCUGUAAACCGAGCACGGUUACAUUUAGUACUGUCAUAAAUGCCUUAUGUAAGGAGGGAAAUAUGUUGGAAGCUAGAAAGCUUUUUGAUGGGAUCCCAGAUAUGGAUGUUUCUCCAAGUACCACUAUAUACAAUACCAUGAUGGACGGGUACAUUAAAGCACGGGACAUUGGCCAGGCAAACAUGAUUUAUGAAGAAAUGAGGAACAAGGGCAUAUCUCCUGAUGGCAUAACAUUUAAUAUCUUGAUUGCAGGGCAUUACAAGUACGGAAGGGAAGAGGAUAGAGACAGGUUGUUAAAGGAUUUAUCUGUAUCAGGGCUGCUUCCAGAUUCUUCAUUGUAUGACAUCAUGGUUUCUGGGUUAUGUUGGGCAGGUCUGUUGGAUGAUGCCAUUGAAUUUUUAGAGGAUAUGCUAGGAAAAGGAUUACCUCUGACUGUGGUUGCUUUCAACUCAAUUAUUGCAGCUUGUAGCAGAGUAGGGUUAGAACAAAAGGCCUAUAAGACCUAUAAGUUUAUGAUUACGUUUGGUGUAACUCCUUCGACUUCUACAUGUAGUUCUUUGCUUAUGGGUUUAUCCAAGAAGGGGAACCUGCAAGAUGCGAGAGAGCUUUUGUGUAAGAUGAUAGAGAAGGGGUUCCCUAUAAAAAAAACUGCUUUCACUGUGCUUUUGGAUGGGUACUUUCGAGCUGGUGAUUUGGAUGGGGCUCAAAAUUUGUGGAAUGAGAUGGAAAGAAGAGGGAUAUGUCCUGAUGUUGUUGCCUUCUCAGCAUUUAUCAAUGGACUAUGUAAAGCGGGUCUAGUGGAAGAGGCAUAUGAUAUAUAUCUGGAUAUGACAAGGAAGGGGUUUGUGCCAAACAAUUUUGUCUAUAAUUCUUUAAUUGGCGGGUUUUGCAGCCGUGGGAAGUUGAGUGAUGCACUGAAGUUAGAGAGAGAGAUGAGGCAAAAGGGGCUUCUUCCGGAUAUCUUUACCACCAAUAUGAUCAUUAAUGGGUUCUGUAAACAGGGGAGAAUGAAGUCAGCAAUUGAUACAUUUAUGGACAUGGACCGAACUGGGUUAACCCCAGAUAUAGUCACUUACAAUACCUUAAUUGGUGGUUAUUGUAAAGCAUUUGACAUGGUCAGAGCAGAUGAGUUUUUGUAUAAAAUGUGUGCCAGUGGAUUUGAACCUGAUAUUACAACCUAUAAUAUACGCAUACAGGUUUUUUGUAGCACUCGAAAAAUUAGUCAAGCUAUGAUGAUGCUGGAUGAGCUUGUUUCAAGAGGUGUUGUUCCAGACUCAGUCACAUACAACACGAUGAUGAAUGGUGCUUGUAUUGACAUACUGGAUCAUGCUAUGAUUUUAAUGGCUAAAUUGCUUAAGUUGGCGUUUCUUCCGAAUGCUGUUACAAUUAAUGUGUUGUUGUCCCAGUUCUGCAAGCAGGGAAUGCCUGAGAAGGCCCUCAUGUGGGGUCAGAAGUUGAGUGAGUUUUCCAUUUGUUUUGACGAAAUUACGUAUAAAUUAUUGGACAGAGCCUAUCAUAAUAUGCAAGAAGAUUCCGAAAUUUCAAGUGGAACAGCUGAAAAAAGGCUCUUCCUGGAUUUCCUUAUGUACAUUACAUAUGAUUGUUUAUGUAGAAAUAAACCUUGCAGAGAUGCAAGUCAAAAUGUUCUUCAAUUAAUUGAAUUUAGCGGCUCCUGAAAGUUGAUUAGUUCAUCAGUUUUUACUGCAACUAUUAUGAUCUGGGACAUUCUGAUGUUAUAAUGAGUGAACCCUUCAUGCCUCACGUUUGAUGCCUCUCGUGACAAGUAGCAACAAUCAGGAAGAAUCAAGAACCAUUUGGCUUGAUGUGGUUUCAGGGAAGACUGAUCACUGAAUGAGGAAAGAAAGGUGAGCAAACAAAAAAAGAGUCACGACAAAGGAGAUGGAAGGGAAAUUGGGUUGAGGUUAUGAGAAUGUAGUUAGGCCUGCCAGUUAUGCCGUUCAGCGCAAAUGUUGGAUGAAAUGCCGUGCAUGCCAACUGCUGGAACUGCUCGAUGAAAUUUAUGGAAAAGGUCAUAAUGUGCUGGGCACAUUAGGUUUCAGCUGAACAAGUGUGUUGGUUGAAAACCCACAAGAGAUGCAAACCUAGCAAAGCAAAAUGAAAACUCCAACUGGCUGACACAGAAUUUAUUUUGAGGGAAAUCAUGGUUUCUUGGCUGACAAGGACCCUUUUUGUGGCAGGUACACCCCUCUAGGACCUGUGUAGGAUGCCCAGGGAACCACACUCGGAGGGUAUUUCCGUUGGCAGCUCAGAGGGCUGCAUUGUCUCCGAAUUCUCUCGGCAGUACACAAGGCGCUAUGCAUGAUACACACGAGCCAACUCUUUCGUCAAGGCCUUGAUUCAGUUUGAGUAGAGUUGGUGAGAGGGAGCAUCAAAGGAUUCGGUUCUGGUCGUUUUUCGUAUGAUCCGUUGGGCUUCCUUUUCAAAAUUUUUGUAGUCUAUGGGAAAUGAGUUAUGGGGAACUCUUUUCAACGAUUUAACUUUCGUAACCUUACGAAUGAAUGAUUUACAAGAUUAGAUUGUAUGGUGACAACGCUACCAUGAAUGAUUUGGGGAAUUUUGGUACA
Messenger RNA from Malus domestica (apple), 3670 nucleotides. Its product is annotated as pentatricopeptide repeat-containing protein At3g22470, mitochondrial-like. NCBI's taxonomy places the organism in Eukaryota, Viridiplantae, Streptophyta, Magnoliopsida, Rosales, Rosaceae. The record is from RefSeq and is a predicted model, not a curated record. Gene Ontology annotation, molecular function: protein binding.